AUGACCAUCGACGUCGCCCCCCACCUCUUCUCGCCCAUUAAGGUCGGCGACCUUGAACUCAAGCACCGUAUCGUCAUGGGCCCCCUCACACGGAGCCGCUCCCCGAAAGAGGUCGCCAACACCCUCAACGCCGAAUACUAUGGCCAGCGCGCAACGGACGGCGGUCUCCUCAUCAGCGAAGGCACCUCCCCAUCUCUCACCGCCGCUGGAUACCCCAACGUCCCCGGCAUCCUGACCGAGGAGCAAUCAAAAGGCUGGAAGCUGUCCACCGCCGCUGUCCACGCGAAGGGCGGAUACAUCUACGCCCAGCUGUGGCACACGGGCCGCGCCGGCAAGUCGGAAUUCCAGCCCGAUAAGAAGGCACCCGUGUCCGCCUCGGCGAUCCCUAUCGACGGAAAGGAGACCCCCCGCGCCCUCGACCUCGACGAGAUCAAGUACGUCGUGAACGAGUUCCAGACCUCCGCGAAGUGGGCGCGCGAGGCUGGGUUUGACGGGAUCGAGAUCCACGCUGCGCAUGGGUACCUCAUCGACCAGUUCUUGCAGACGUCGUCGAACAAGAGGGAUGAUCAUUACGGAGGAUCGAUUGAGAACAGGGCUAGGUUCUUGUUUGAGGUUGUUGAUGCGGUGUUGAAGGAGCUGCCCGCUUCUAAGGUCGCAAUCCGUCUGUCGCCAUGGCUGGGAAUCCAGAAUGUGAGCGAUGAGGACCCCGAGACCUUGUUCAAAUACGUUCUUGUUAAGCUGAACGCUUACAAGCUCGCAUACAUCCACCUCACCGAACCCGUCUGGGGUGGAUGGCAACAGGGGCCUCCCCACUCCCAAUCCAAGCUCCAAAUCCUCCGCCCGCUGAUCACCUCCCCCACCAAGUUGCUCCUCACCGGCGGCUACACCCUCGAAACCGGCGAGGAAGCCGUCGCCGCCGGCCGCGCCGACAUCAUCGGGUACGGUCGUCCCUUCAUCACCAACCCGGACCUCGUCGAGCGGUUCCGGCUUGGGAAGCCGUUGACGGACUAUUCGGACCCGAGCAAGUACUAUGGUGGAGGUCGCGAGGGGUAUGCGGAUUACCUCACGUGGGAGGAGGAGGAGCAGCGGAAAGAGAAGAAGGAGAAGCUUAUUCCGGGGUCGGGGGCUACGCACUCCAAAUACUAG
Fimicolochytrium jonesii is the source of this 1146-nucleotide messenger RNA. Its product is annotated as NADH:flavin oxidoreductase. The coding region runs from base 1 to 1146 and encodes 381 amino acids. Gene Ontology annotation, molecular function: FMN binding; oxidoreductase activity. NCBI's taxonomy places the organism in Eukaryota, Fungi, Chytridiomycota, Chytridiomycetes, Spizellomycetales, Powellomycetaceae. The transcript has 2 exons. The record is from RefSeq and is a predicted model, not a curated record.